Molecule: messenger RNA, 676 nt
Organism: Aphanomyces invadans
Lineage: Eukaryota; Oomycota; Saprolegniomycetes; Saprolegniales; Verrucalvaceae
Exons: 1
Coding region: 63-569 (168 amino acids)
Source: RefSeq, a predicted model, not a curated record
CGCACCUUGGGAAAAUCCGUUGCCGUCGGCAGCAUCCUUCCACCAUUGUCCGAUUUGCCACCAUGACAGGAAUCAUCGAGCGCUACGUCGUCAACAACCACCGUGCGCUGCACAUUGGCCUCCGCGGCCUCUUGACCUUGGUGAUGUUCAUCGCCUUCGUCACGGCCACUGCUUUGACGGGUCUCAGUUCCGGGGACUAUGCGCUCGUGCUUAGCUACACCCUCAUCAUCUACGGCUUCAUCUGGACGUACUCGGCCGUGAAGAGAGGCUCGAAUGUGCAGAUCCUGGCGCAUGGGAAUCAAGUGACGUUCGACUUUGUGAUUUUGAUCGCUCUGAUCGUGGCGGCGGUUGUGCUGUCGGGAAGUAUGUGGGGUCGCCUGUGCAACAUCGCCGUCAACUGCAGCGCAUUCCAAGCAUGUAUCACGGUCUUGUACAUUGGUGUGGCUGUGCAGGUCCUCAUGCUGCUCGUUUUGUGCUUUGGUCGAUCGGCUGAAGGAUCGCAAUCGCCGGAUUCAGCCACCAUUGAGACACCCCGCACAGAAUACCAGCACGCAGCCGACGCGACGUGAGAGUCGCCAAUUGUAUUGCAUUUAACGCCCAAUUGCAUGACCUCGGUUGUGUCAGCGUUUUCUCACAUCUAAAAAAUCCAAUUCACACAAAAGCAGUUCAAAUCACA